CCCGCCCCUCAGCCUUCGCUCACCUCGGUCGGUAGGUGGUUCGCUGGGGGCAGGCUGCGCCGCGGGGAGGGCACCGUCGGGGAGAGGAGGACGCGAGGCGCUGUGGCAGCGGAGGGUGACGAGCUGCCCUUCGUUGUCGGCCGGGGACGCGCACGCGGCCAAUCUCCCACCCGGCCGCCCGCGAUCGCGCGUCCGCAGAGAUGUCGGCCGCCGGCGCCCGGGGCCUGCGGGCCACCUACCACCGGGUCCUUGAUAAAGUGGAGCUCAUGCUGCCUGAGAAAUUGAGGCCGCUGUACAACCACCCGGCAGGUCCCAGAACAGUUUUUUUCUGGGCUCCAAUUAUGAAAUGGGGGUUGGUGUGUGCUGGAUUGGCUGACAUGGCCAGACCUGCAGAAAAACUCAGCACAGCUCAGUCUGCUGUUUUGAUGGCUACAGGGUUUAUUUGGUCAAGAUACUCACUUGUAAUUAUUCCAAAAAACUGGAGUCUGUUCGCUGUUAAUUUCUUUGUUGGGGCGGCAGGAGCCUCUCAGCUCUUUCGUAUUUGGAGAUAUAACCAAGAACUAAAAGCCAAAGCAAACAAAGAGUUCCUGAUUGCCCGAACAAUCUAGAUUGGACAUAACCACUGGGACCUCGUUUGAUUUAUUAUUUGGUUAUUGAUAAGGGGAUGCUAAGUGUGCUAACAUUUGGAAGGCAUAAAAAAAAAUCUAACUGUAACUGGGAGUUAGUACUUGAUUCAACAAAAAAUAAAGCAAACUUACAUA
Messenger RNA from Diceros bicornis minor, 761 nucleotides. RefSeq names its product mitochondrial pyruvate carrier 2-like. NCBI's taxonomy places the organism in Eukaryota, Metazoa, Chordata, Mammalia, Perissodactyla, Rhinocerotidae. Gene Ontology annotation, molecular function: pyruvate transmembrane transporter activity. Gene Ontology annotation, cellular component: mitochondrial inner membrane. The transcript is spliced from 5 exons. The coding region runs from base 201 to 608 and encodes 135 amino acids. The record is from RefSeq and is a predicted model, not a curated record. Gene Ontology annotation, biological process: pyruvate import into mitochondria.